Messenger RNA from Penaeus monodon (black tiger shrimp), 1255 nucleotides. RefSeq lists its product as uncharacterized. Lineage: Eukaryota; Metazoa; Arthropoda; Malacostraca; Decapoda; Penaeidae. The record is from RefSeq and is a predicted model, not a curated record.
CCUCCACUGGUGGCAGCACAGCAGAUGCAAGCAUGACUACCUCUUCCGCUGUAGAUGCAACUACACCUGCCUCCUCCACUGGUGGCAGCACAGCAGAUGCAAGCACGACUACCUCUUCUGCUGUAGAUGCAACUACACCUGCCUCCUCCACUGGUGGCAGCACAGCAGAUGCAAGCACGACUACUUCUUCUGCUGUAGAUGCAACUACACCUGCCUCCUCCACUGGUGGCAGCACAGCAGAUGCAAGCACGACUACCUCUUCUGCUGUAGAUAUAACUACACCUGCCUCCUCCACUGGUGGCAGCACAGCAGAUGCAAGCACGACUACCUCUUCUGCUGUAGAUGCAACUACACCUGCCUCCUCCACUGGUGGCAGCACAACAGAUGCAAGCACGACUACCUCUUCUGCUGUAGAUGCAACCACACCUGCCUCCUCCACUGGUGGCAGCACAGCAGACGCAACCACAUCUGCCUCCUCCACUGGUGGCAGCACAGCAGAUGCAACCACAUCUGCCUCCUCCACUGGUGGCAGCACAGCAGACGCAACCACAUCUGCCUCCUCCACUGGUGGCAGCACAGCAGACACAACCACAUCUGCCUCCUCCACUGGUGGCAGCACAGCAGACACAACCACAUCUGCCUCCUCCACUGGUGGCAGCACAGCAGAUGCAACCACAUCUGCCUCCUCCACUGGUGGCAGCACAGCAGACGCAACCACAUCUGCCUCCUCCACUGGUGGCAGCACAGCAGAUGCAACCACACCUGCCUCCUCCACUGGUGGCAGCACAGCAGACACAACCACAUCUGCCUCCUCCACUGGUGGCAGCACAGCAGAUGCAACCACACCUGCCUCCUCCACUGGUGGCAGCACAGCAGACGCAACCACACCUGCCUCCUCCACUGGUGGCAGCACAGCAGACACAACCACAUCUGCUACAUCCCCAGCUGCCACCACAGAAGAUACUUCCACAGGAACACCUACAACUGGUCGGCAGACGACAACAACCCUUCGCCCCACAACGACACCCAUUCAACCGACCCAUGCGCCUGGGAGCUCCUCUACGUCCACACAUCCAGCUGUCACAACGCAGACUUCCACAACUACUACCUCAGGAUCUUCCGGUCCCUAUGGAUCAUUAAGUACAGGAGCUGUUGUUGGAAUAGUAAUGGGAUCACUGUUUGGUGCAGCCUUUGUAGGUGCUGGGAUAUUCUGGAUAAACAUGCAGAGAAAACAGUUGUUCCAACGAUGGUUCAA